UGGGAAUUCGUGAGAACAUGUACCGUCAACUAGGACUGGGCAACAAGGUGAUGCUAGACCGCCAUGGCACCGACAUGCUACCAAAGAAGAGCAACGGAUCACUACCUGCGGCUGAGUGCACAUCAAUCACAGAGCUCAACCACCGCACAUCCGUCAUGCCAGACGCGUCCCCCAAUCGUUCUUGGCGUCUCAAACGUUUUCAGAACCGUAACAGUUGUCAACGCACCCGACGCAUCCGCACUAGACUUUGGCCAGAGCGAUGUUUCCGUCGACCAUGGCGUUGGAAAAAGGCGCCAAGGUCGCUCAGACCGACUUGAUCGCUGCUCAGAUCGAGGUGCUCGUCUCGUCUCCGUCGGCGAAUCGCCUCCGACUCGGGGCAAUAAGUACUGGGUCCGCCAGAUCGCCCGUGGGCCUAAGCCGUUCAGCCUUGUGGAGCAGAUCGGUGAUCACGCGCGUGUGGGUGAGGAUGGAGUGGUUGCGAGCGAUUCAUUCGGAAAUGGCCACGUUUUUGCAUGUUUGCGGGUGCCAUGUGUGGCAUGUUGGGACAUGCGUGGCAGUUCUUUUGAGUCUUGGCAGCAGUUUGAGAUGGGAGUCGAUCAUGAAGAGGCGAUUCGGGCAUUUGGCAGACCUGAUUCAAGCGGAUAA
Molecule: messenger RNA, 645 nt
Organism: Pyricularia oryzae 70-15
Lineage: Eukaryota; Fungi; Ascomycota; Sordariomycetes; Magnaporthales; Pyriculariaceae
Exons: 1
Coding region: 64-645 (193 amino acids)
Source: RefSeq, a predicted model, not a curated record